UGUGUUAUCGGCCAAAUAUCGCUACAAAACGUAAACAUCUGUUUUUUUCGCUUUUAAUGAAUUUAAGAAAAACUCCAGGAAAAUGGAGCGCAAGGAAGUGGACACCCAGCAGUUCAUCGAAAAUACGCUGCUGGCGAACCACUUCAUCAUGGAUCUGAUAGAUCAUACCUACAAAUCCGAAGGACCCACGAAUCUCAGCACGAAUCCCAGCUCCGGGAACUCCGAGAGCGGUGUGGGCUAUGUGGAAAAGGUAUCGCUGACGCCGGAGAUCAAUUUCCACAACACCAUCUUUCAGUUUGUGAACAAAUCAUCGCCGGAAAACGAUGUUGUGCCCCACCAGGCGGAUACGCAGCCCACUUUUCCGGCCCUGGCCAUUGAGCCCACGGUGCCCAUCGACGUGUCCACGGGUCUGCACGAGGACGAGGAUCUCCUCUAUGCGCACAACAACGCCUCCUGCACGAACGCCCGCAAGGUGCUGCCGCACAAGAAACGCAUUUCGCGAAAGCUCAAGGGCAACAUAGAUCCAGAACUGGAGCACCAGCACAAGCACGUCCAGGAUGUGACCCCCUCUGCGCUCUAUAGCUGUGAAAUAUGCGGCUACGCUGUGCACACCCAAUUGGACUUCUUCGCCCACCUGAAGCAGCACUACGAGCCCACCGUUCUGGAGCAGCGUCUGGUGGUUCAGGAUCCUCAGCACCAGCAAAAGGAACCCCUGGACAUGUGUGGCUUGUCCGCCCAGGAUAAGCUGCAACAGGAGCAGGCGAAACUGGAUCAGGUUUUUCAAGAUGUGCAGCUGAACUUUGAGAACUUUCACAACAUCGGUCACCAUGUGGACGAUGUGGCCAACGUCGGAGUGAAUAUGGUGCUGCAUGGACAACCCACGGACAAACUAAAUCCCGUGGUGGUUAACACCAACAGCACUACGAAUUCUGUACCCGUGGUGGACGACGUGGAGUUCAGCGACACGGAAGACAUGCUCGAGGGUAUCCGCAAUGUGGUGGACAAGGUGUCAAUAGAGGACACCUGCGAUGAACUGGUGGAUCUUGAACUGACCUCCAGUGGAAUGACGGCCCCCUGGUUUAAUAACAACUUCAGGGAUAUCACAUUUCCGGCGCUUCUGCUGCCAGGGGAGCCGCCGCCAGCGUCUUCAGAACCAGCUACUCCACUGCUAAAAGAGAAUCCCCAUGUCAGCGACCACAUGGCACUCGAUUUUCUUAGUCCCGAGAAGGAGGACCCACAAGAGGAGGCCAAACUGGAGAAAACUCUGUCUAAAGCCUGCGAGCCAAAUGAGCAAACCCUGUUAGUCGCACCACCUGCCUGCCAAACACCACCGAUUCCCUCAGUUCCCCCAGCCAACUCCUCCAUUGAGCAGCUGCGCAGAUCCCCUCUAGUAUUAGAUGAGGCCUUCAAGUUGGAAGAGGACGACAUGACCGAUAGCCGACCAGCUUCGUCGUUUGAGGAAGGAGAUCCCGACGCUGAAGAGCCGAAUGAAAGUUUCCAAAUGGAUGCCUUGGAUACGAGCUUAUCCGAGGAGACAGAGAACAAGACGAGGAGGAAGCAUUUCUGCGACAAGUGCAACCGCGAUUUCAACUCGUACAAUGCCCUGAAGUACCAUCAGUACACUCACAAUCAGCAGCGAUCUCACAAAUGCGACAGCUGCGAGAGAUCCUUCUACACGCAGAGUGCGCUGAAGGCUCACGAAAGGACACAUUCCGGCGUGAAACCCUUCAAAUGCGACAAGUGCGACUUUCAGUUUCGGCAGUGGGGUGACCUAAAGUACCACUUCAUCUCGCGGCACAGCGACGUGAAGGCGCACAUGUGCGAAUUUUGUGGAAAGAGUUUUUCGCGGCGUUACUCGCUGGUUGUCCACCGCAGAAUUCACACCAGGGAGAAGAACUACGCUUGCCAACAUUGUGACAAGACCUUCCGCGCCAGCUCCUACCUGCUCAGCCACAUUAAAGUGCACACGGGGGAGCGACCAUACGAGUGUUCCAUCUGCGAAAAGAAAUUCCGCGUCUCAGGCGAUCUCAAGCGGCAUUCACGCAUCCACGAUCCCAGCAGAACAACGCAACCGCCUGCGGAAAAAGCUAAGAAGAAGAAGGCAGUCGCGAACAACAAACUAAUGCCAAUCGAAGAGGAUGACGAGGUGGCCACCAACAUCCAACACAAUAAGUCUGACGCCAUGCGCGACCAAACUGGGCAGAAAAUCCUGGGCUUAUAGCCAUGCUGUGCCAAGGUUUCUUCGAAGUAGUAUAAGUCUAUGUCUAUCGUACGCACUUUUGUACAAGUUCUGUAUAUAAUCGUAGUAAGUAUUUAUAGAAAGAAGAAAAUCUUGUGUCGGAGCUUCAAGUUUAAGAAAAUUCCCGUUUAAAGUCAAGUCUUGAAUAAAUCUGUACAUUACUUAAGAUA
Molecule: messenger RNA, 2409 nt
Organism: Drosophila teissieri
Lineage: Eukaryota; Metazoa; Arthropoda; Insecta; Diptera; Drosophilidae
Product: zinc finger imprinted 2
Exons: 4
Coding region: 83-2221 (712 amino acids)
Cellular component (GO): nucleus
Source: RefSeq, a predicted model, not a curated record